Molecule: messenger RNA, 2571 nt
Organism: Trachymyrmex cornetzi
Lineage: Eukaryota; Metazoa; Arthropoda; Insecta; Hymenoptera; Formicidae
Exons: 5
Coding region: 1-2571 (856 amino acids)
Source: RefSeq, a predicted model, not a curated record
AUGCGCGCGGGAUGUCAUGUCGAAGUGCCGCGGGAAAUAGCGGAACGAGCGGCGAUCAGUGUGCGUACGACGGACAAUGCGUGCUUCGCGUGGUCGGUGGUCGCCGCUCUACAUCCGGCUGAUGAACAUGUGUAUCGAGAAUCAUCGUAUCCACAUUACACUGCAGUGUUAAAUCUUGCGGGCAUCGAGUUUCCAAUGAUUUUGAAAGACAUUAACAAAUUCGAACAAUUGAACGACAUGUCGAUCAACGUAUACGGCAUCGAAAACAAGCAGAUCCUUCCUCUACGGCUCACCAGCGAUAAGAAGGAGAAGCAUAUCAAUCUCCUGUAUCUGCAAGAUCCACGCGACGACAAUGUGGGCCAUUUCGCAUGGAUCAAGAACUUGUCCCGUCUCGUGAGAUCGCAAGUCACAAGAAUGGAGCACAAGAAAUUUUUCUGCGAUCGAUGCUUGCACUACUUCAGUACGAGCGAAAAAUUGGAGUUACACGCAAUAGACUGUGGGAAAAUCAACAACUGCGCCAUCCGCCUGCCGAGCGAGGACGACAGGUGGCUCGAAUUCAACAACCACUGCAAUAAGAAAUGCGUUUCAUUCAUCGUGUAUGCCGACCUGGAAUGCGUCCUGCGGAAGACGGAGCCCGACAAAGAAGAUGCGUCAUCGUACACAUACCAACAGCAUGAGGAGUGUCGAAAAAGCGAACAUUGUCAAAUAUCUACUGGAGUAAUAAAUUCAUCGAUCGCUCGAAUAGCGCAAUUGGAAGGUAUGAGAAACACUUUGCGUCAACGUUUCGCACAUGCGAGCACCAGUCAUGCUCACAAUCAGUCGGAAAAGUCUGGAUUAUUAUGGUUGGAAAUUGAAACAGCUUUUAAGAGACGUGUAUUGACUGGUGUUAUCCUAAAUUCGAAUUACAUCGAGCCCCAACAGUUUUUAAAUGAUGCAAGAGACAUUGUUUUUGAGCAGAUACGUGAUAAUCUUCAGAGACAUAUUUGUUUAAAAGUAAAUACGAUAUUCAAUGAUUCGUUUAAAUUUCUCAAUACUAGUCUUGAGAAAUUAGUAUCGUAUCUCGAUAAAAGUAAAUUGAAAAUCAUGCGAUCGGAAUUUCUCAAUCUUAAUACCGAGGAUUUUGAUUUGCUCACACGUAAAGGAGUAUUUCCAUACGAAUACAUCGACAACGUUGAUAAGUUAAACGAGACUAGUUUACCUCCUCGUGAGGCCUUCUACAGCUCAUUAACUGGUGAGAGCAUUUCCGAUGACGAUUUUCAACACGCGACAAAUGUUUGGCAACGCUUUUGCAUUGAUACUCUCGGUGAUUACAGCGAUUUAUAUCUUAAGAUAGAUGUACUUUUAUUGGCUGAUGUUUUUGAAAAUUUUCGCGAUACGUGUAUCAAGAGUUAUGGAUUGGAUCCAGCACAUUAUUAUACUUUACCGGGAUACACGUGGGACGCUAUGUUGAAAUAUACCGAUAUUCGAUUUGAAUUGCUCACCGACAUCGAUAUGGUAAUGUUCGUGGAGCGUGGUAUACGUGGUGGUUUAAGUCAAUGUUCGUAUAGAUAUGCGCGAGCUAAUAAUAAAUACGCACCAUCGUACGAUCCAUCGAAACCUUCAACUUACCUCAUGUACUUCGACGUUAAUAAUUUGUACGGUUGGGCGAUGUCUCAAUUCUUACCGUAUGGAGAAUUUCAAUGGGUCGAUAACGUUGAGCAUUUCAACGUAAUGUCCGUAUCGUCAGACUCUGUUAUCGGAUAUAUUUUGGAAGUCGACCUCGUGUAUCCACAAAAUUACCAUGAUGCCCACACUGACCUUCCAUUCUGUCCAACGCGUGAGCGACUUCCCGGAAAACGAAACAAUAAACACUCGGCUACGCUCUACGACAAAGAGCGCUACGUGAUACAUUAUCGCAAUUUACAACAAUGCAUUCAACACGGAUUACAUGUGAAAAAAAUUUAUCGAAUAUUACAAUUCACACAAUCUCCAUGGCUUCGCGGAUACAUAGAACUCAAUACGAGAUUUAGAAUGUUCGCAAAUAACGAAUUCGAGAAGAAUCUUUACAAAUUGAUGAAUAACGCAGUAUUCGGGAAAACAAUGGAGAACGUACGCGAACAUGUUGACGUUCGACUCGUAACGCGUUGGGACGGGAGAUACGGCGCGGAAGUAAUGAUAUCGAAACCGAAUUUUCAUAGUAGAAGCGUUUUUUCUGAAGAACUAGUCGCUGUAGAAUUGCGUAAACUUGAGGUACAAUUGAACAAACCGAUAUACGUUGGUAUGUGCAUUCUCGAAAUAUCUAAAAUACGUCUUUAUGAAUUUCAUUAUGAAUAUAUAAUGCCGUUGUAUCCUGACAAGUGUAAGAUCCUUUACACGGAUACCGAUAGUUUGAUAUAUCUUUUGGAAUAUUUAAUGAAGGAUGAAAAUAAUGGUGAGAUGAUGACGGAAUUCAUAGGACUCAGAGCGAAGAUGUAUGCGUUGAAAGUGAUCGGAAGUAGUGAUAAGAAAAGAAUAAAGGGUGUUAAGAAAAAUAUAGUAGCGAAACCGAUCACUUUCGACGAUUAUAUGCGAUGUUUGAACGAUGUAAUAUAG